CUUCAAGCGGACCAUCACUAACUGGUCAGAGAGUGUAGCCAAAUCUGCAACGCUCUACAGUGGCAUCUAUUGUUAGAGUUUUCCGGCAAACCAACAGGACUCAACGGUUACCUCACACAGGAGGGAGAGGACGGAUGUUCACUGAUGUGCAGGAAACUGCCAUUGUUGAUAUGGUCACCAGAAACAAUGGGAUAAAACUCACUGAAAUUAGACACAGUCUUGGCAGACAACGUUACUUUGGCAAAUAUUCACAGUGUAAGCAUAACAACAAUUUCUAGAGUCCUGAAAAAACAUCAGGUCAGGAUGAAGCAGUUGUACACUGUGCCUUUUGAGAUGAACUCUGAACAUGUCAAGCAACUCAGGAACCAGUAUGUCCAGAGAGUCAUGGAGAUCGAAGGCAGGCAAACACACCACAUUUUCAUCUUUGUGGAUGAGGCAGGUUUCAACUUGGCCAAAGCACGGCGACGAGGGAGGAAUGUGAUUGGGAAGAGAGCCACAGUGAAUGUCCCGGGGCAGAGGGGUGCCAACAUCACAAUGUGCGCAGCAAUAUCCACUGAUGGACUGCUGUUACACAGACCACUAAUUGGGCCAUACAACACUGAACGGCUCCUUGUGUUCCUGCAUGAUCUCUAUGGAAGGGUUGUGCUAGGUGAGGAAAGGGAUGCGGAGAGAAGGAAUCAGCCAACAUUUAUAACUGUAUGGGACAACGUGGCAUUUCAUCACUCCCGUGCAGUCACCGAGUGGUUUGCAGCCCAUCCCAGAAUGGAGUCUCUUUUCCUCCCACCUUACUCUCCAUUCCUCAACCCCAUAGAGGAAUUCUUUUCCUCAUGGUGGUGGAAGGUUUACAACUGAAUGCUGGAUGCCUGGAGAUAUCAGCAGAAGAUUGCCAGGGAUGGAUCAGGCAUGCCAGAAGAUUAUUUCCUAGGUGUAUUGCCCUAGAUUACAUUAGAUGUGAUGUGGAUGAGAACCUGUGGCCAAAUGGAGAAGACCGAGUAGAUUAGCAUUACUAUUGUAUGUGU
Molecule: messenger RNA, 1019 nt
Organism: Maylandia zebra (zebra mbuna)
Lineage: Eukaryota; Metazoa; Chordata; Actinopteri; Cichliformes; Cichlidae
Source: RefSeq, a predicted model, not a curated record